Messenger RNA from Vigna umbellata (rice bean), 2089 nucleotides. NCBI's taxonomy places the organism in Eukaryota, Viridiplantae, Streptophyta, Magnoliopsida, Fabales, Fabaceae. The record is from RefSeq and is a predicted model, not a curated record.
AUUUCUUGUUGUGUGAGUUCAAAGCAAACAAAUUAAGCCAUAAAACGCUCUCUCUUUUAUUCCAAAUCGCAAAUCUGGAAAACAAAAACAAAAACAGAAAGCAGUCCUCUCUCUCUCUCUUUCUUUCUCUAUUUCUAAAUCUCUCCCUCUCUCUCUCUUUGCAAAUUUAAAAUCCAAUUUCCAUUUCCAUUCACAGAAAGAAGGAAAGAAGGAAGGAAACACAGUGAAAUCGGAAUCGUUUUUUCUGUCUGAAAUUCGCAGGCGCGCUCGUUUCUCUGUUGAACAGCUUCGAAUCGCUUGCCGGCAGCUGCAGAUCAAUUCGAGUUUCACCUGAAUGCUCCUUCUGGACUCGAUUUAGAUCGAGUUCUUCAUACCCUGGUAGUGUGGGAAAUUUAUAUGAAGAACGGGAUGAUAGAAUGCAGUGUUUGCCAUUCCAAAUUGGUUUCCCCUUCCUCCAAAACUAUCUCAAGGGCUUAUGAUCGCCACAAAAAUAGGAUAACAUCCAAGCAACGUGUACUCAAUGUCUUUUUGGUUGUUGGUGAUUGUGUUCUUGUAGGCUUCCAGCCUAUCCUUGUCUAUAUGUCCAAGGUGGAUGGGAAGUUCAAUUUUAGCCCUAUUAGUGUUAAUUUUUUGACCGAGAUUACAAAGGUUUUCUUUGCUAUUGUUAUGCUUAUUCUCCAGGCUAGGCAUCAAAAAGUUGGGGAGAAACCUCUUCUCUCAAUUUCUACAUUCAUGCAGGCAGCUCGUAGCAAUGCCCUUCUGGCAGUUCCUGCACUUCUGUAUGCUAUAAACAACUAUCUGAAGUUUAUCAUGCAGCUUUAUUUUAACCCUGCUACUGUGAAGAUGUUAAGUAAUUUGAAGGUUUUAGUAAUAGCACUUUUGCUAAAGGUGAUUAUGAAGCGUCAGUUUUCCGUCAUUCAGUGGGAAGCUCUUGCUCUCUUGCUCAUUGGUAUAAGCGUUAAUCAGCUAAGAUCUUUACCUGAAGGAACUACAGCUUUGGGUCUUCCUGUCACAAUGGGUGCAUAUCUCUAUACAUUGAUCUUUGUCACUGUUCCAUCCUUGGCCUCUGUUUAUAAUGAGUACGCAUUGAAGAGCCAAUAUGAUACAAGCAUUUAUCUGCAGAAUCUAUUCUUAUAUGGAUAUGGAGCUAUAUUCAAUUUUCUUGGGAUACUCGGGACUGCUAUUUUCAAAGGGCCUAGUAGCUUUGAUAUACUACAAGGUCAUUCAAAAGCCACGAUGCUAUUGAUCGCAAACAACGCUGCUCAAGGGAUUUUAUCCUCUUUCUUCUUCAAAUAUGCAGAUACAAUUUUGAAGAAGUACUCAUCAACGGUAGCCACAAUCUUUACUGGUAUAGCAUCUGCUGUACUAUUUGGACAUACUUUAACGAUGAACUUCGUUAUCGGCAUUUCUAUUGUAUUCAUCUCAAUGCACCAGUUCUUUUCACCAAUUGCAAAAGCUAAAGAUGAACAGAAUGGUGUGCUGGAACUGCAUGAUGUUCAUGACAGACAAAGAUCAAAGGAUUCCUUUAUAAAUAUGGCAGCUGGAGCAAAUGAGGAGGCUUCUCAUCGCGUGGGACAUGAUGAGAGACAGCCACUUCUUCCCUCCUAGAUUGAUCUACUGUUUAUGACCAUUUUUCUUAAGCUAUGAACAAUCCAAUCAUUUUCGGUAUAUAUUAUUGCAGGAGUUUUCAUAAAAAACAAUUGGUUAUAUUGCUGGUAUCAUUUGACCACGUCACACAUUUUAAAGUCAAAAUAAAGUAAAAGAAAAUUAUUUCUGCCUUUCUGGGAUAGCUUUCCUCUGAUGGGAUUCUCUCUACUUGGUUCAUGAAGAAAGGCAUGGAAUCUUGACUUCAGGAACUGGUCAACAAGCCAUGACUUUCAGCUGCUGAAGAUUUUGAUAGAGCAUAGAGAAUGGCUACGCAAGAGCUUUAGGCAUAUCAAUGUGGAUUCACGUGUACUACAUUUUUUUUCUUGGACAUUAUAUUUCUCUUUCUCAAUUUGCUUUGAUGGUAUAUUUACCUUAUCCUGGCCUAGAAGAAUUAUUGUGUUAUUAUUUACAUUUAUUACAUGAUUUUGGCAUUUCAUCUUUA